UUUAUUAUUCGCGAUAGAAAAUAACACGUCGCCCCACCUGACGGCAACAACUUGAACAUUUCCGAGCGGUUUGUUUUGAUGAUAUAACCAAUAAGCACAAACAAAAAACAAAUGUGAACCAAUAAAAACAAAGUAAAUAGGCAUCUUUGACAGAUUUCAAGAACUCAGUGUAUUUCCAUAGAUUGACAAUUCAUCAAGAAUACAUGAAUGCAUAACACUUGAGUGGGAAAAACAUGCCAUUACUGCUGUUUGAUUCAAAGGCCAUAGUCCUUAGAGUCAGUUGCUGAAAUCGUAAGCAUAAGCCCUUUCCUUGUCUGGCUGUUGCCGUCAUAAAUAAUAAAUGUCAUGUCAAAAUGUCAUAACACUUUGAAAAAGUGCAGAAAUUUUGAAAUAAAAAUUAUUGCAAAAGCAAAAAUGGAAGUGUUCAACAAGGUCCUCUCACAAGUUAGUAGCUCUGUAAGUAGCACAGUUUCACAGCUCUCUGGGGCUCUACCUGGGAAUCCGGUAACUAGAGAAUUCGAAUCUUCUCUUCAUGUAGCAUCAGCAGGUCCAGGUUUGCUAUGGAAAGUGUACAAAGGCAUGAAACGCUCUACAAAACAAGAAGCUUCAAUAUUUGUAUUUGAAAAAAGGCAGCUAGAAAGGUACAACAAAAGCGACAGAGAGUAUAUUCUAGAAGUUCUACGUCGUGGUGUGGUACAGCUCACCAAAAUCCGCCAUCCUAAGAUACUCACUGUCCAACAUGCCCUAGAAGAAAGUAGAGAUAGUCUAGCAUUUGCUGCUGAGCCUAUUUUUGCUAGCUUGGCUAAUGUCUUGGGUCAAACAAUGAAUAUGCCCCAACCUGCCAAUAUGUCAGAGUACAAGCUGUUUGAUAUUGAAAUCAAGUAUGGUUUGCUACAAAUUGGUGAGGGUUUAGCCUUCCUGCACAAUGAUGUUAAAUUGUUGCAUAAAAAUAUAAGCCCAGAAAGUAUCAUUAUAAAUGCCCAAGGGGCUUGGAAGAUAUUUGGACUGGAUUUCUGUGUGCACAACACCAGCCCAGGGAAUGCACCCCCAAAUUAUCCUUUUGAAGAAUACAGUCCUACUAUUCCUCAUGUUUGUCAGCCCAAUUUGGACUAUUUAUCUCCUGAAUGUAUAACAAUUUUGAAACAUUCCACUGCUAGUGAUAUGUUCUCUUUGGGCAUGCUGACUUAUUCAUUAUACUCACCAGAAAAAAGUUGUCUCAGACCUGUGAGGGAUUUGCAGCAGUUCAAAACAAGGGUGCAAGAACUGCAAAGGUUGAAUUCUGGGAAAUUCCAUUGCAUUCCAGAGGAACUGAGGGAGUUUGUAAAGCUACUCUUGAAUGUUACUCCAGAAGUAAGACCAGAUGCACAUCAGUUCUUAAAGAUACCAUUUUUUGAUGAUGUUGGCAUCAAAACUCUGACAUAUUUAGAUUCACUUCUGCAAUGGGACAAUUUGCAGAAGUCACAAUUUUACAAGGGGCUGCCAGAAGCUUUGACAAAGCUGCCUCAUAGAGUUAAAGUACAGAGAGUGCUGGCAUGUCUCAUACAUGAUUUGGGGCAACCAGCCAUGGUGCCCUUCAUUUUACCAAGUAUUUUUGACAUUGCACAGGAAUGUACAAAGGAAGAGUUUUGCACCUAUGUCUUGCCUCAUAUUAAGCCCCUUAUGAGGCUCAUGGAACCAAUUCAGAUCCUCCUCAUCAUGCUACAAAGAAUGGAACUCCUCCUGAACCUCACCCCUGCCGCGGACAUCCAACAACACGUCCUCCCAAUGCUCUACAGGGGCCUCGACUCCGACACCCCCCAAAUCCACGAACUCUGCCUCUCCGUCUUGCCCACUUUCGCGGGACUGCUGGACCACUCCAACGUCAAAAACAGCCUCCUGCCCCGCAUCAAAAAACUCUGCCUCAACACCUCCACCCUCUCCGUGAGGGUGAAUUGCCUCCUCUGUGUCGGGCGCCUCUUAGAACACCUCGACAAGUGGCUGGUACUAGACGAAGUACUACCAUUUUUGCCUCAGAUCCCUUCCAGAGAGCCAGCGGUGUUGAUGGGCAUCCUGGGCAUCUACAAGCUGUCUUUGAAUCAUAAGAAACUCGGGAUCACCAAGGAGAUCAUAGCGUCGCGAGUACUGCCUUUCUUGAUCCCUCUGUGCAUCGAGAACGGUCUCACUAUAUCCCAGUUCAACGCGUUGACUUCGCUGGUGAAGGAGAUGUUCGCUAUCGUGGAAACGGAACACAGAACGAAGCUGGAACAGCUCAAUUCCGUGAAGGACGAGCAAAAAGUCUUGUCGAAUACCGCUCCGGUUAUCGCCCCCAAAAUUAAACCUCAGGAAUUGGACAGCGCGUUUUCCGGCCUAGGUCUGGACAGUUUUGUGCCUGGUAUGCAGAAAAAGGCGCCCGAGCAGGGACCGAUCGCCGAUCAACAGGUUAGGGAACCUGUCAACGCAACAGGUGCUGGCUUAUUGGACGACUGGAUGACGCCUCAAAAAACCGAGAGCAGUAUCAACAAGCAGUUGCAGUGGACAAAUACCCCUACUGGUCCUGUCCAAAACACUUGGAGUUCCUCGAAAAACUUCGGUGCUUUUCAAGCCCAACCUAGCAUGACAACCUCCAGCAGCUUUGGGAGUUUCCACCACAACUCCACUCCCAAUCCUUGGACUAGUAGUAACAACAGAACUUUUAAUUCCAGUAGGAGUGACAGCUGUCAGAACUGGGGUGCUUUGGAUAAUCUUUUGCCUAGUAAUAGUAGUAAUGUGAAAGUUCCAAUGAACAAAAUGGGGGCUCAGAGUGUGCCUUUGAUUCCUAGUGGUGAAAGUAGCAAGAACAGCUCUGGCUUGUCAAAUGAUGAUAUCAUGGAUUUGCUGAGUUGAAUGGGAAGUUGUAUUUAGGACUCCACUUUUGGAUUUCAAUGAAGAUGGCUACCAUUAUGAAUUUCAAGGGGGUAAUUGAAUUUUGAUGAAAUUCCGUUUUCAGUUCAAUGUUAUACAGGGCGUGUCACUUAAAAAAUGCAUUCUUUAAAGCAUCCACCAAAGAAAUUAUGGAUUCAAUUACAACAAAGAAACUGGUAUUUUUGGGGAAAAUCUGUUCUAAAUGGCUGUAAAUUUUCUGAAAUCUGAUGCUGGAAAAUAUUGAUAAAAAAGUAACUUGUUUGAAAUCCCAUAAACUAGAUUCAUAUUUUGUCUUUAAAUUCAAAAGUGGUGCUUUCAAGGCUAAAUACUCUCUACUUGCUUGGAGAUUGAAAAAUGAGCACACAAUUUGUUAAUUUUGUCAAUGUGGUGGACAAGAAAACUGGAAAGAAAAUAGGAAAAUGCUUAAGAAAAAUCCAAAUUUCUAUCCUGUGUGAAUUAAUCAUUCCAUUAACAUUUAAUUUAUUGUUAAGGCUUUUUGCAAUUGAUUUUGCAGGUGCUACUUAAUUAUUUAUUGUUUUUAAUUAACUAAUUUAUGAAUUAUUUUCUAUUUUGAAAUGUGAUAUAUCAUUAAACAAAAUCUUUUUUUAAAUAGAUAAUGUGACAGAUUA
Molecule: messenger RNA, 3509 nt
Organism: Phaedon cochleariae (mustard beetle)
Lineage: Eukaryota; Metazoa; Arthropoda; Insecta; Coleoptera; Chrysomelidae
Source: the annotation of a GenBank genome assembly